Leishmania braziliensis MHOM/BR/75/M2904 is the source of this 2685-nucleotide messenger RNA. RefSeq lists its product as hypothetical. The record is from RefSeq and is a predicted model, not a curated record. Bases 1 to 2685 code for a protein of 894 amino acids. Lineage: Eukaryota; Euglenozoa; Kinetoplastea; Trypanosomatida; Trypanosomatidae. The transcript has a single exon.
AUGCUGCUGAGACACAUUGACAACGUCGAAGAACGCUUCGACCAGGUACUGCAGCGCUUGCGCGAUGGGGUGCGCCGCCGCGACGCCAUCCUCAGCGACAUCCGCCAGUCUAUUCAUGCCGACGGCGAGCUUCACACGUCUCUGCGUGAGAUCAGCAACGUGCAGUACCGGCUCAUGCCACAGUACGUCCACCGCAGCGCGACACUGGCGCGCACCGUCGUGGCGAACGCGUCGCUGGCAGAACGCAGCUCAAAGCGUGUGCGGCGGCUUGACGCGCUGCUACAACGCGUGCAGGAGACGAGUGCCAUCGUGGACGCCAUGAAGGCCAUGGAGAACGACGUGGCGCAGGUGUCGUCUGUCCUGGCGUCGGGAGACAUCGAGGCCACACUGCUACUCCUGCGCUCGUACGAGGAAGCGCAGCGCGUCCUGGCCUCAGUCUCUCCGGCCACUGCCGCUGAGGAUGAGGCCUUCUCGUCCACAGCAGCGGCAGCGGCAGCGGCGGUGUCGAACGCGGCACCCAACAGCGACGUCAUGCGGAACGUUCGAGCAACUGUGCAGGCGCGCCUGCUCACAAUGAUUGAGGAAGCCGUACAGGUGAACGACAAGCUGACCAUCAUGAAAGGGACACGGCUGCUCGCGGAGCUGGGCGAAGGUACAACGGCGUCGCGGCUGUACAGCGACUGGAUCGCUGACCACACCAUUGCCGCGCUGGCAAAGCUCAUCGACAGCGAAAUGGAAAAGAUGGAGGACCCAGCGAGGGUGGCCAUGACGCACCUCGCACUCGUCUCGCAGUGCCUCGACAACGUCGCCGCCGCGUUCGAGAAUGACGAGGAGUUCACGUGUGAGGCCUUUGGCCCACAGGGACCGCUGGCCCUUCUGACAAAGCUGCACAGCCGCGCCACUGCACGAUGUGUGCCGGUGCUGAGUGACUUUAUCGAGCGCCGCAAGGACGUACUGGCCCAGCUGGAGAAGCACGUUUCAGCCGGCGAUGGUGCCAGCGCCGCUGGCACCAUCUCUAGUGGAGCUCUUCGUGCGUCGCCCCCGCCCAUGAGCGCUACUGCUGGCGCCAACGAUAAUGCGGUGGUUGCCAGUGCCCGACGCGCUGACCAGAUUCUAGAGGAGAUCAGCCACAUGGUGUCGUGCGGCUACAUCUACCUCUCCUUCGUGGAGCGCAAGCAAACGGAGUACGAGAAGCGGAUGAAGUCAGCAGGUGCGGCGAUAGCGACGGAGAGCAACAAGGCCGAGUCAACCUCGGCAGCCACCGCUGGCGAGGUGGUCGUGGGCAGCACUGCCGACAACCUCUGGCGCACCAGUGACAACGCCCUCCUCAACUCCAUGCAGGAGAUUCUUGCCUUCUAUGUGCCCCUGCAGAACACGUACUUCACAAUCGCGUACGACCAGGCGGUCGACCUGCAGCUGCGCGCGAUCCGUGACGCGACCAAGGAAGCGGCAGCGGCGACGGCGCGUGCCGGUGGAGGUACCUUCCAUGCUGAAGCAGGAGCAGGACACACCAAUGCGCCUGCAGCAGCGGUUUUCGCGCCAUCAGCAGCGACCUUCAUGUCGGGGCUGCAAAAUCUCUACUCGGUUGCCGCCAGCAGUGCCGACGAGCUCAUCACCUCCGUCGGCGGCGGCGGCGGUGGCGUUGCGGCAGGAGCUUCGGAAGAGCUUGCGUCGCUCUGGUAUUUCACCCAUAAUGGGCAAGUCACGCUGCCGGAUGACGUCUUCUUCGUGCUGCGUCUGGCCAUUCAUCGUGCCAUGAACACCAAGUCAGCGCAAAUCUGCUCCGCUGCUGUGAUGUCCGCCAUGGACGUGGUGCAGUUGCGGCUCCUGCCAGAGAUAGAGUCGCACAUGGUGAUUGUGUCCACAGGCAGUCACGGUGGUGCCAGCAGCGCGACGUCCAACUCGUCUGCUGCCGGGGGUCGGCGACAGGCAGGUGCAGCACCGCACGGCGGCUUCCUGACACCCGAGGAACUGCACUGGGCCGGUGCGGCGGAGCGGACCGCGACGUACCUGUGCCGCAUGGGCGAUGAACUGCAGCAGCUGUGCGAGACAACCUUCUCCGCGACUCCGCAUAAUGUGACGCGCUUCCGCGAACUUGCCGGAAACAUGCGGGAGCUGGGAACAACGCUUCAAGACAAGCAAAUCCACGACUGGCUUGACACCUUCGCGGACGUAUGCUGCGACAGCGUGCUGCCACCGCACAUGGAACGCUUUGCUGCCGUCUCGUAUGACAUGAAGGAGGAGGUGUACUACCACUACGAGCUCAACGACGUGUGGGUGCAGGCGUGCUUAGUAGACCUCGACGCCGGACUUCAGUACCUCCAUCAGCACCUGGCAGGCACGAAGCUCUUCGACGUGCUGCUUACGGCGAUUGCGCGGCGGGCGGCGACGGGAACAAGCCGCGUGCUGCUCCGUAAGCGAUUUAGUCUCUUUGGUGCACUGCAGGUGGACAAGGACGUGCGUGCGCUGCGCAGCUUCUUUGUAGCGCACGCACAGAACGAUCUGACCCCACUCCGCGAUGCCUUUUCGGUGCUCAGCUUGAUGGCAACGCUUCUGCUCUCCGACAAGCCAACGGACGCACUGGAAGAGGCAGCCAACAUGGCGCUGACAGCGGAGGAGAAGAAGAAGGUGUUGUUGACGCGCGUCGAGUUCCGCAGGGAGGCGGUGAUGGCGCUUCCACUGUGA